Molecule: messenger RNA, 867 nt
Organism: Talaromyces amestolkiae
Lineage: Eukaryota; Fungi; Ascomycota; Eurotiomycetes; Eurotiales; Trichocomaceae
Exons: 1
Coding region: 1-867 (288 amino acids)
Molecular function (GO): heme binding
Source: RefSeq, a predicted model, not a curated record
AUGUGGAGUCUGACCGGCCUGUUUUCACGGUCGACUCAGCAACCAGAGGUCACGCAAGCAAAAGCAGACGACGUCUCAGGAAAUAACGCCGACACCUCGUCGCAUCAAGAAACAGACUCUGCGCAGUCAACACCAAAAGCCUCAGCGACGGUCUCGGUAGUUCAGGUGCCGGAACUCAAUCUACACGAGUCCGACAAGUCGUCCGACCAGACAAGCCAAAAUGCUCCCACGAUAAUCUCGCCGACCACGAAUAGCCCCUCUCUUAUGCCUCCUCCAUCUGUUCCUCGACCUACUACUUCACCAGAUAAACAGCAAAGACGACCACCAACCCUCAAACCCACAGGUCAGGGCCUCCUCGUACCCCCGAAAGUGAAAGCAUCCGCCCUCCGCCCACCCCCCUCAGCCGCCGCAACUCUACGCACUCCAUCAGCAGCCAACAACCUCACAACCAGCACCCUCGCCCCAUCCCAACGCUCAUCCCGCAAAGUAAUCCUCGGACCCGGCCACUCCCCGCUGGAUUGGGCAACCCUGACCAAAGAUCCGCGCAACAACCUCCGUGGCGCAAAUCUUCCGCCCACACUUAUAAAAGUUACACCGUCCAUGCUCAAGACACAGAACGGGCGCAAGGGGACAGAUGCAUGGACAUCAUAUAACGGGAAGGUGUACAAUAUCACUCCAUAUGUGUCCUUUCAUCCCGGUGGAAAGGGGGAGUUGUUACGCGGUGCCGGCAAGGAUUCGGCAAAAUUGUUUCUAGAGACGCAUCCGUGGGUGAAUUGGGAUGGGAUAUUGGGUGAGUGUUUGGUGGGGAUACUAGUUUCAGAGAACGAUAAAGCGAAUGAGGCGAAUGAGCUGGAUGCGAUGGACUAA